Messenger RNA from Trichomonas vaginalis G3, 1854 nucleotides. Its product is annotated as regulation of choline O-acetyltransferase protein. Lineage: Eukaryota; Parabasalia; Trichomonadida; Trichomonadidae. Gene Ontology annotation, biological process: proteolysis; cell adhesion. The transcript has a single exon. Bases 1 to 1854 code for a protein of 617 amino acids. Gene Ontology annotation, cellular component: membrane; cytoplasm. The record is from RefSeq and is a predicted model, not a curated record. Gene Ontology annotation, molecular function: metalloendopeptidase activity.
AUGAUUUUGUUAUUUCUGUUUUUCGGUGAGAAUGCAGCAAGAACAAAAUUCUACCAUGUCUGUGGACAUCAAUCCAUACAAGAUAAAGAAGCAAUUAGUGUUAUGGAAACAACAAUUGCAGAUUCAUUUGAACCUAUAAGAAUUAAAUUCAGUGUAACACCGGACACACUUUCUUGUGCAGCCGCAAGUGGAUCAGUCUCAUGGAAUGGUGUUAACUACACUUGCGAAGCAGAUGACGUUCUCUCUGCAGAGAAAAAGACUGCUCUUGAAACUACAUUAGGCAAUGUCAAUACAUAUCUUUCGAAAUUACUCAAAGUUCGACGCUUAAAAGAUAAAAUUACCCUUAAAAAUUACAAAUCUUUAACUACAAGUCUUGGAUCUGGCGAUAAUGCAGAAGUAAGCGAUAUCGAUUUAGUUGUUAAUGUUAUUCCAAGACCAUCUAAGCCUAAUCUUGAACAAAUAGCUCUAACAGCUAUCACUCAAAUUGAAAAUCAAGCUUUUAGACCAGUUCAAGCUGUAAUGUUUGUCAAUACACGAUACCUACCAACAACAGCAAGUAACAUCGAUUCUGAUGAUGACCGAUUCUUUUAUACGUUAUUACACGAAUCUUUACACGCCUGUGGAAUUUCAGCUUCACUUUACGAUCGCUAUCAUCCUUUGAAUACAUCAACACCUCACGAAAAUAUUGUUCUUAAUGCAACGUGGCAUACUAAGUUAAAUACUGGUGAACAACAGAGAGAAUACAGUUUCUUAGUUACUCCUAAGGCCCAUCAAUUCGCAAUCAAUCACUAUAACAUUACUUAUAUUACUUAUGGCAAAUCAAGCGUUGUAUCUGGAAUUGAAUUAGAAACUACUGAAGGAAUUGAAAAAUCACAUCCAGAGGCAAUGAGAUUCCAAACUGAUGUCAUGACAGGAUUCAUUAUGGAAGCUGAGAAAGCGAAAUUCUCAAGAGUAACUGAUGUAACACUUGCAAUGCUAUUAGAUACAGGAUUUUAUAAUGUUGACUAUACACAAAUGCAACCAAUUAUAUAUGGAAAUAGUAGAUCUGUUAAUGGAAAUCCUAAUCCAGAUUAUGGCCAAAAUUUGCCACAACUAAAAUUCCCCAAGGGAACAUUCUAUGAAUUCUCAGACAGCUGGGACACUACUAUGUUUGACUUUAAGCAUAGUGGAACUCUCGAUAUUGAUAGUCUUGGCUCAGCAAAUUGCGCCGAAAAUCAUUUUUCUGAUACUUAUUGCUCUGCCACCUACUUUUACAAUCCUAUGGGAUACUUUAAUGUAACAAUGGAACCAACUUAUGACUGGGCUUUAAUUAAAAUCCCAACAACGAAUUGCCCAAAUGGAAAAGCCUUUCUUCCUGGCAACGAUACAGAAUGCGGAACAUAUUCGUGUGCAGCUAACAAUUCAUCAUAUAUGUUUACAUAUAAAGGUGAAUCAAAUGCUGAAAAAACAAUCACAUGUACAAAAGAAGACGAAACUUAUACAUCAUUUAAACGCUCUGGAGAAUAUCCAUAUACACUGAAAUGUGCUGAUCCUGUUAGAUUUUGCAAUACUGUUAAGCAAUACGAAUCUAAAUUCACAUCCGAUCCAUUAUACGAAUAUACACCACCAGGUGGAGGAGGUGGUACACCAACUCCAUCAGGUGGCAGCGGUGGCAGCGGUGGCGGCGGUGGAGGUGGUAGUGAAUUGACCGAUAAGCAGAAGAAAAUCAUCAUUAUAGCAAGUGUAUGCGGUGGUGUCUUCCUUAUCAUCCUCAUUGCAUCCAUUUGUUGGUAUCAACACACCCAAAAAGAUGAAGAUGACGAAGAUAACGAUGAUAAGUCAACAAGUGAUCUUUACAGCAGUAACUCUAUAUAA